Messenger RNA from Megalops cyprinoides (Indo-Pacific tarpon), 3252 nucleotides. Its product is annotated as transforming growth factor beta receptor type 3-like. The record is from RefSeq and is a predicted model, not a curated record. Lineage: Eukaryota; Metazoa; Chordata; Actinopteri; Elopiformes; Megalopidae. The transcript has 17 exons. Bases 306 to 2876 code for a protein of 856 amino acids.
AUGGGUGUCGUUUACGUUUAAACUUUUUUGGAAGUCGAGUAGUCCCUGUAAUCUUGUCCGGUUGUUUACUCUGUUUUUUUUUUUUCAUGGGAAGAGCUGAAGUUUCUAUGAUUGAAUAUUAAGAGAAAGAAACGACACGCUUUGCAUUCAUUUUAACGGCAGCUGUUCAUUCACCAAAGUUGGGCUCCUCUUUUGACAUUUCUGAAGAAUUUGUAUGAGGGGGAUUUCAGAGCUAUUGCUGUGAAAGACAACAGACGUCCCCACGGACCCAGGAGUUCUUUCAUUUCUGCUCUUUUGAGAAGAUCAUGGCUGUUACUGUGAUGGCAGACGGGGGUGUGACUUUCCUGGUCCUUUCCCUUUGUUGCUUGGCGUCUGCAGGUCUGUUAUCGCGGAACCCAUGUGAGGUGCUGCCUGUGGGGGAGGGCCACCCUGUGCAGGCCCUGUUGAAGAGUUUCGCUGCACUGUCUGGCUGUGCCAGCAAGGGGACCACAGGCUUCCCUCAGGAGGUGCACAUCAUCAACCUGAGGAGCAGUGGCCCUGAAGGGCCUGGAGAGACACCCACUGAGGUGGUCCUACAUGUGAGGCCCAUCCAGUCCCUGCUGGUGCACCAAAAGCCCCUGGUCUUUGUGCUCAACUCUCCCCAGCCUGUGGUCUGGAAGCUGAGAACCAACAAGCUGGCCCCCCGCAUCAGACGCACCUUCCAUGUAUCAGAGGGCUCGGAGAUCCAGUUUGAGUCAGGGAAUUUCUCCCUUUUCUGUGAGGUCCGGAAGGAGACCCUCCCCUAUGGCAAUGAGCACCUCCUGACUUGGGCUCAAAAGAAGUACCAUGCUGUCACCUCCUUCUCCGAGCUCAAGGUUGCCCAGGACGUCUACAUCAAAGUUGGUGAAGAUCCUGUGUUUUCUGACACAUGCAAGAUCGACAAAAAGUUCUUGUCCCUGAACUACCUGGCUAGCUACGUGCAGCCACAGCCAUCAAAGGGGUGUGUCCUAUCAGGCCCCACCCAAGAUAAAGAAGUUCAUAUCAUCGAGCUACAGGCCCCCAACUCCAGCAGUGCAUUCCAGGUGGACGUGGUUGUGGACAUCCGGCCCCUGGAUGUGGAUGGGCACCUGCACCGUGACCUGGUACUCCUGCUCAAGUGUGAGAAGUCUGUCAACUGGGUGAUCAAGUCCCACCGCAUUGUAGGCAAGCUAGACAUCCUGACCUCCGACAGCGUUAGCCUGGGUUAUGACACAGAGAGGCUGAUGCAAGUUUCCAAGACACCAAAACACCUCUUGCCCUCUGGGUCCCAGGCUCUGAUCCAGUGGGCUGAGGGGCAUGGCUAUAGUCCGGUCACCUCCUUCACCACCACACCUGUGGCCAACCAGUUCAACCUGCGCCCGAGGGAGCCGGAUGUGGCGGAUCUUUUGGAUAGUGCUUUUCCCCCAGAUUUGGCCGUCUUGCACAACUCCAACCUGCACCCGGGGUCAGGGAGCUCCUCCCCACGCCUAGGCCCCAGCCUGCCCUUUCCCUUCUCCCAGGCCAGUACACCCCUGGACCAGGGACUGCCCUACCUGUCCCUGCCCCCCCUGCCAGCGGAACGGCCAUGGUUGGGCGGGGAGCCUGAGGAGCAGCAGGGCAUGCUAAACGUCGGCUUAAGUGUGCAGUGCGAAGAGCACCGUAUGGUGGUGAGCGUGACCAAGGAGAGUCUACAGGCAAAAGGGUACAGAGGAGGCAUCCUCACCCUUCAGGACCCUGCCUGUACAGCAAUGUCUAACACCACUCAUUACAUCCUGGAGACCCCGCUGACUGGCUGCCAGACUGUCAGAUACCCUUUCCGUCCAAGUCCUGUAAUCAUCUAUUUCAACUCAGUAAUCAUUACCUCCUCUGAGUCAAAGGAUGGGAGUGGUUGGCCUCUGGAUUAUGAGGACAUGGAGUCAGGAGACAUGAGUUUCCCAAUGGACACAGAGGGCAUGGAGAGGGCAUUCCUGGAACCUGUGGGACCCUGGCCGUCAGUCAUGUUUAACUGCACCUACAGAAAGAACCAGGAUCCCUCUGGCCCGUUUCCCAGAGCUGGCCCUGGAAAGGACCAGGUGAACAACGUGACCUUCAGUAUGGAGCUGUACAGCACUGACCUCUUCUACUACCCUGCCCCCCAGGCCUUCCUCACAACCUCUGAGAACAAGCCUAUCUUUGUGGAGGUUUCCAUCACUAAAGCUGACCAAGAGCUUGGCUUUAUGAUCCAGACAUGCUUUAUCUCAUCCAACUCCAACCCCAACAUUCCUUCUGACUAUACUCUCAUUGAGAACAUCUGCCCCACGGAUGAUUCGGUCAAGUUUUACCCCCAGCGGGUGGGCUUCCCUGUUCCACAUGCACAGAUGGACAGCAAGAGGUUCAGCUUCACCUUCAGGUCGAAGUUCAACGUGUCCCUGCUCUUUCUGCACUGUGAGAUGUCCCCAUGCACAAAGAGACACUCAGAUGGACAAGGCUUGCCUGGGUGUAUACAGCCAGAUGAGGCCUGCACCUCUGUCAAUGUGGAUGUCAUCCUGGCCAUGAUGAUGAACACAAAGACCUCCACAAAACCUCUGGUGGUGGUGUCUGACCAGAAGCUCCCAGAGCCACCAGUUCCCAGCAUGCAGACCAUUUCCCAGGCUCCAGUAGGUCCUCAAAAGGAUAUAAUGUAUGUCCUGGACACUCCCACGGUGGUUGGAAUUGCCUUCACAGCGUUUGUAAUCGGGGCGCUGCUGACAGGAGCCUUGUGGUUUAUUUACUCACACACAGGUGAAACAGCGGGGCCACAGCAGGUCUCCAAGUCCCUGCCAGCCUCUGAGAACAGCAGCGCGGCACACAGUAUCGGCAGCACGCAAAGCACACCCUGUUCUGUCAGCAGCACAGCCUAGUGUUCUGCCAGCAUGGAUCACUCGUGCCACCUGAUGACGUUCAUGUUUCCAGGAUGAAAACAAAUACAGUUGGUUUUUACGAGCAGAGAUAGGUCACUUUUUGAAGUUUCCCAACACAAAACACAUAAUACUCCUCAGUGAAUAGUCUGUGCUUUUUUCUAUUACACCCAAAAAGAAGCAUUUAAAAUGUGCAGCUGUACUACUGUAUUAUAGCAAGAACUGCCGAUCUGGGAGCAUACAGAACAAGGACAAAUCCAGAGGUAAAAUGUGCAACAUGCUAGUGAAGUACCAACCUAGUCUUGUUUUCUUUCCCCAAUGCUGCUUUUCUCCUUAACCAUAAAAGAUAAGUCUUUAUAUUUUAAUUUAUGUGGACUUG